Messenger RNA from Quercus robur (English oak), 1707 nucleotides. RefSeq lists its product as uncharacterized. Bases 1 to 1707 code for a protein of 568 amino acids. The transcript is spliced from 2 exons. NCBI's taxonomy places the organism in Eukaryota, Viridiplantae, Streptophyta, Magnoliopsida, Fagales, Fagaceae. The record is from RefSeq and is a predicted model, not a curated record.
AUGCAGCCAGAGAUAGACGAUUUGAAAAGAAAGCUGCAUCAUGCACAGCAAAGGCGAUCUCGUUCUAGGCCUGACAUGCCCUCCGACGAUGAAAGUGACGAUGACUAUAGACAAAGAUCGAGGACUCCCCCAAGUAAGACCUUUUCUCAUGAAGAAGAGCACUACCGGAGGCGUAGGCACAAAAGCCCAUCUCCUAGGGGCUUGGGAAACGAUGCCAUGAGCAGGGCAUUGGAUCAACUCUCCAAGUCGCCUUUCACGCAUCACAUAGAAGGGGCUACACUUCUUCGACGGUUCCAGCAGCCAACCUUCACCAUUUACAACGGUAAAACAGACCCUGUGGAGCAUGUGAGCCAGUUCAACCAAAGGAUGGCUGUCCAUUCUAAAAAUGAGGCGCUGAUGUGCAAGGUUUUCCCAUCUAGUUUGGGACCAGUGGCGAUGAGGUGGUUUAAUAACCUAAAGACAAAUUCCAUAGGUUCGUAUAGGCAGCUAACCCAAGCUUUUGGCUCCCACUUCGUUACAAACAGCAGAGCUCCUUGGCCUUUAAGUGCUUUGUUGUCGCUAUUCAUGCAAGAUGGAGAAACCCUAAAGGCCUACUCUGACAGAUAUUGGGAGACGUACAAUGAAAUGAAAGACAAUUUUGACGAUGUCGCCAUUAUCGUCUUCAAAAAUAGUCACCCAGCCGAUCACGGCUUGAGAAAGUCUCUGACUGGCAAGCCCGCCACCAGUAUGCGCCAACUGAUGGAUCGGAUCGAUAAAUAUAAACUAGUGGAGGAAGACCAGUUGCAGGGUAAAGGAAAAGAGAAGUACAUCGAGUGUUGGAGAAAAUCAAGAACGAGCCAUACUUUAGAUGGCCGAAUAAGAUGGCGGGAGAGUCCUCGAGGCGUGAUCAGAACUUUUAUUGCCAAUACCACCAAGACCACGGAGAACUGCAGGAACCUCUGGAACUACCUGGACCAACUAGUCCGGGAAGGAAAGCUAAAGCACCUUCUGCAUCAUUCCAGUAGUCAUCAAGGCCAGGCCCAUCAAGAAGCCGAGAGGGAUGCUGCCCUAAGGCCACCCGCAGGGAUGAUCAAUGUAAUUGUGGCUGCACCAGGAAGAACAGGCACGCGCCCUUCACGAGUGUUAUCGGUAGCUCAACUGCCUGCCGAGGAGUCCCAGCCAGGGCCGAAGAGGGCCAGAAUGAACUUUCGUCCCGUCUUGAGUUUUUCAGAAGAGGAUAAGGUCGGAACCAUCCAGCCCCAUGACGAUGUGCUAUUGAUCACUCUCAAAAUCGGGGACUACGAUGUGAAAAGAGUGAUGGUGGAUGUUAGCAGUGCGGCCGAGGUUAUGUACCCUGACCUCUACAAAGGGCUGGGGUUAAAACCAAAAGAUUUGAUACCCUAUAACUCUCCUCUGAUGAGCUUCAACGGGAAGCUUGUCAUUCCAAAAAGCAUGAUUAGGCUACCCAUUCAGACCGGCCCAGAGAUAGUAGAGGUGAACUUUAUCGUGGUGGACACUUACUCUCCCUAUACAGCCAUCGUCAAUAGGCCCUGGCUCCAUACCUUAGGGGCCGUUGCCUCCUCUUUGCAUCAAAAGGUGAAAUUCCCGUCAAGAGACCAAGUUUUUGAAAUCCGUGGUUGCCAAUCCACGGCAAGGCAAUGUGUGGUGGCUACUGUCUCACAUCGGCUCAAUGUGGAAUCCUCAGCCUCUGCUAAAAAGAAUUUAUAG